UUCUGUAGAGGUCGAAUGCAUGUACCAGAAGGGAUUUAAUACAGUUUAGACUUCAGUCAGACUGUCUCUGGACUACUUCACACUCUGGUGAAAGGCCGCAAAAAUCCAGUUGAGAAAAGAGCCUGCUAAUUGCGACUGUCACAACUGUGACAACAAAACCGGCCAAAAUCAUUUGAUGAAAAAAAAAAGUUAGCUGACUCUGAUGACAUCUUACUGAGUUACUUCAUAUUCAGUCAAAAUUACAGAAUCAUUAAAAUGUACUACUCAGCACAUAGAGCUCGGUGGGCACUAGGCUGCCAGCGUUCAGUUCUCAGAACGCUCAGCUAUAACUUCGGCACUGAUGUUCAAUACAAACCUAUUCGUAGCGUUUUAGUUGCUAACCGAGGUGAGAUUGCUAUAAGAGUUUUUCGAGCGUGCACAGAACUCGGAAUUCGUUCAGUGGCAAUUUACUCUGAACAAGACAAAAUGCAAAUGCACCGACAAAAAGCAGAUGAGGGUUAUUUAGUAGGUCGAGGCCUUCCACCUGUUCAAGCCUACCUAAAUUUUCCAGAGAUUAUACAAGUUGCGAAAGAAAAUGGUGUGGAUGCUAUUCACCCUGGCUAUGGUUUUCUUUCCGAAAGAUCUGACUUUGCGAAAGCAGUUGUCGAUGCUGGAAUCCGAUUCAUCGGUCCCAGUCCCCAUGUCGUCCAACAAAUGGGAGACAAAGUGGCAGCUAGAAUGGCAGCCAUUGCAGCAGGGGUUCCAAUUGUUCCUGGAACAGACGGCCCUGUAACAACUUCAGAUGAAGCAAUGUCUUUCUGUCAAAAACACGGUCUUCCCGUUAUAUUUAAAGCAGCUUACGGAGGUGGUGGCAGGGGAAUGCGUGUAGUUAGACAAAUGGAAGAAGUUAAAGAGAUGUUUGAGCGAGCAUCUUCAGAAGCUCAAGCAGCUUUUGGUAAUGGUGCGAUGUUUAUCGAGAAAUUCAUCGAACGACCAAGGCACAUUGAGGUUCAGCUUUUGGGAGAUAAUGCAGGAAAUGUCAUACAUCUUUACGAAAGAGACUGCUCUGUUCAACGAAGACACCAGAAAGUUGUGGAAAUCGCUCCAGCGCCUCGAUUGGACUCCAAAACUAGGGAAAAAAUGACUGAAUAUGCUGUGAAAUUGGCACGGCACGUGGGAUAUUCGAAUGCGGGAACUGUUGAAUUUUUGGUCGAUGAGAAUGGCAAUUUCUAUUUCAUUGAAGUGAAUGCACGGUUGCAAGUGGAACAUACAGUUACUGAGGAGAUCACAGGAAUUGAUUUAGUUCAAUCGCAGAUUAGAAUUGCAGAAGGAAUGACUCUUCCUGAGCUAGGCAUGACCCAAGAAAAAAUUUCUCCUCAAGGCUAUGCGAUUCAAUGUAGGGUGACUACUGAGGAUCCAGCGAGAAACUUCCAGCCCGAUACUGGAAGAAUUGAAGUGUUCAGAUCCGGUGAAGGAAUGGGGAUUCGGUUGGAUAGUGCUUCUGCUUUUGCUGGUGCAAUCAUUUCACCUUAUUAUGAUUCAUUAUUAGUGAAAGUUAUUGCUCAUGCCGCCGAUCUUCAGUCGUCCUGUGCAAAAAUGAAUCGGGCUCUGAGAGAAUUCAGGGUCAGAGGGGUUAAAACCAAUAUUCCAUUUUUACUGAAUGUAUUGGAAAAUCAAAAAUUCUUAAAUGGAAAUGUAGAUACUUAUUUUAUUGAUGAGAAUCCUCAGUUAUUCAAGUUUUUCCCCAGUCAGAAUCGGGCGCAGAAACUUUUAAAUUAUUUGGGCACUGUCUUGGUUAAUGGACCGAGUACACCGCUUGCGACCCAAUUAAAACCGGCGGAGAUCAAACCGCAUAUUCCAGAAAUACCUACUGAUCGGUUACAGCCACCGCCAGGUCUCAAACAAAUUUUAUUAGAAAGGGGCCCAGAGGGUUUUGCCAAAGCGGUUCGCCAGCAUAAAGGACUCCUCCUCAUGGACACAACUUUUAGAGAUGCUCAUCAGUCACUUCUCGCCACUCGAGUUCGCUCCCAUGAUCUCCUCAAUAUUUCACCUUACGUUGCUCACAAAUUUUCCAAUCUUUAUGCACUUGAAAAUUGGGGAGGUGCCACUUUCGACGUUGCCCUGAGGUUCCUACAUGAAUGCCCUUGGGAAAGAUUGAUUGAUAUGAGAAAAGCAAUUCCUAAUAUUCCAUUCCAGAUGCUUCUGAGGGGUGCUAAUGCUGUGGGCUACACUAAUUAUCCCGAUAAUGUUGUGUACAAAUUUUGUGAUCUCUCGGUGCAAUGCGGAAUGGACAUUUUCAGGGUGUUUGAUUCACUCAAUUAUCUUCCUAAUUUAAUCUUAGGUAUGGAGGCAGCUGGAAAAGCCGGGGGAGUCGUCGAAGCCGCUAUCUCCUAUACAGGCGAUGUGUCCGACCCCUUGCGCACCAAAUAUGAUUUGAAAUACUAUAUAAAUCUUGCAGAUGAGCUUGUUAAAGCAGGAACUCACGUACUUUCUAUAAAAGAUAUGGCAGGCCUCCUAAAACCAAAAGCAGCAUCACUCUUAAUUGAUGCCAUUCGCCAACGUCACCCGGACAUUCCCAUUCACAUUCACACACACGACACAGCAGGUGCUGGAGUCGCAGCUAUGUUGGAGUGUGCUCGAGCGGGAGCAGAUAUUGUCGAUGUAGCGGUAGAUAGUAUGUCAGGGAUGACCAGUCAACCGUCAAUGGGAUCAGUUGUAGCCUCUCUUCAGGAUACAGAUAACGAUACAAAAAUUCAACUUCGAGAUGUUUCCGCAUAUUCUGCUUACUGGGAACAGACACGAACUCUCUAUGCCCCCUUUGAAUGUACUACUACUAUGAAAUCAGGGAAUGCAGAUGUUUAUAUCAAUGAAAUACCCGGUGGCCAAUACACCAACCUGCAAUUUCAGGCUUACUCCCUCGGACUUGGCGAAUUUUUCGAGGACGUUAAAAAAGCCUAUCGCGAAGCAAAUAUUCUCCUUGGUGAUAUUAUUAAGGUGACUCCAAGUUCAAAAGUUGUCGGAGAUUUUGCCCAGUUUAUGGUGCAGAACAAAUUGACUUCAAAGGAUGUGCUUGACAAAUCAGAGGAAUUAUCCUUUCCCAAAUCAGUAGUGGAAUUUCUUCAAGGAGCAAUAGGUGAGCCACAUGGGGGAUUUCCUGAACCAUUAAGAUCCAAUGUGCUUAAGGAUAUGCCGAGGGUUAAAGGCAGACCUGGAAAAAGCCUUGCACCUUUGGAUUUUGGAAAAUUGGAGAAGAAAUUACGGGAGACUCAUCCGACAAUUAGUGAGAAGGAUGUCAUGUCUGCUGCACUUUAUCCUGAGGUAACUGAUAAUUAUUUGUCCUUCAGAGAACAGUUUGGACCUGUUGAUAAAUUAGAAACCAGAAUAUUCCUCACCGGCCCUAAAGUGGGAGAGGAGUUUGAUAUUACUAUUGAAAAAGGAAAAACACUGGGAAUUAAGACUCUGGCAAUGGCAGAAGAUCUUACUCCUAAUGGAGAAAGGGAAGUUUUCUUUGAGAUGAAUGGGCAGCUAAGAUCAGUGUUCAUUAAGGAUAAAGAAGCAGUUAAAGAGCUGCAUGUACAUCCAAAAGCAGACAAAUCUAAUAAAAAUCAAGUUGGAGCACCAAUGCCAGGCACCGUUAUUGAUAUUAGGGUGAAACCUGGAGACUCGGUAGAGAAGGGUACUGCUCUUGUUGUUAUUUCAGCCAUGAAAAUGGAAAUGGUAGUACAGGCGCCAAAAGCAGGGAAAAUCAAGUGUCUCGAUGUUGCUCAAGGAACAAAGAUUGAGGGAGAUGAUCUUCUUCUUACAAUGGAGUAGAUGAAGUCUUCCCAUGUUGUUCGACGCCUUACGGCGACUCCGGGAAAAAUUUCACAUUUUCAGUUCCUCUUUAAUUCUGUAUACCCAUUAUAUUAUUAGGUUUUUUUUUUAUUAAUGGUUUUGAGAAUACGGGAAAAAUGUGAUUACUGACAUUGUUAUGAUAGUUCUAAUACGUGUUAAUAAUUAUGGAAAAAAAAAAAAAAAAAAAACCCGAUACGAAAAAUGUUAAA
Fopius arisanus is the source of this 4022-nucleotide messenger RNA. It is a transcript of the gene PCB, whose product is annotated as Pyruvate carboxylase. Gene Ontology annotation, cellular component: cytoplasm. The transcript has 4 exons. The record is from RefSeq and is a predicted model, not a curated record. Gene Ontology annotation, biological process: gluconeogenesis; pyruvate metabolic process. Lineage: Eukaryota; Metazoa; Arthropoda; Insecta; Hymenoptera; Braconidae. Gene Ontology annotation, molecular function: ATP binding; metal ion binding; pyruvate carboxylase activity. The coding region runs from base 256 to 3792 and encodes 1178 amino acids.